Molecule: messenger RNA, 826 nt
Organism: Cyprinus carpio (common carp)
Lineage: Eukaryota; Metazoa; Chordata; Actinopteri; Cypriniformes; Cyprinidae
Exons: 5
Coding region: 182-826 (214 amino acids)
Cellular component (GO): dystrophin-associated glycoprotein complex
Source: RefSeq, a predicted model, not a curated record
AAAAAAAGAGCUAGAUGUUCACACGUAUCAACACUAAUAGAUGUGCAGAUAUUUUAGCUGACCGUAGAGUUUCUCAUGACUUCACUACAGUUCAGCUACAGUUCAGAUCAUCUGUCAUUUUAAUCCUGGACCUGUUUUGAAGAGUUUGUCUUCUCUUAUUUGUGGACUGAAACCGUUGAAGAUGUUUGACAGAUUUUGGUUCUGUUUGUGUUUGUGGCGUCUGGUAGGUGUGUUUGCUGAUACAGACACAGUGAAGCCAGUGUCAGUGAAGGAGGGAGAUUCAGUCACUCUACAGAUUAAUGUCACUGAAAUACAGGCAGAUGAUGAGAUAACAUGGACAUUUGGAACUAACAGGAAUCUAAUAGCUAAAAUCAGUGGAGAGACCAGUGACAUCGGUGAUGUUCCUGAUGGUAGAUUCAGAGACAGACUGAAGCUGGAUCAUCAGACUGGAUCUCUGAACAUCACAGACACCAGAACCACAGACUCUGGACUUUAUGAAGUUGAGAUCAGCAGCAGAAGAUCAGACGAUACACACAGAUUCAGUAUUACUGUCUAUGCCGCUACAACACCAGACCCACAGACUCCUCCACAUCCUCCUUCAACUUCUCCAUCACAUUCUCCAGCACAUCCUUCUUCACGUCCUCCAGUAUUUCUGAUAGUGCUGAUCUCUGCUGCUGCUGCUGCUGCUGGAUCUCUGGUGAUUGUGGCUGUAAUUCUGAUGUUUUGUAUCAAGAGGAAACACAGACCACUCAGGUCAAUUCAUGAAGACGAGAAUCAAGCUGCUGUAAAAACUCUACAAACACACUGGACUGAUGAAGGAAUCUGA